AUGUUAAAAACGGAAAUAUGGCAAAUCCCAAAUAUAGGAAAAACGCAAAUAUGGAAAAACGCAAAUACGGGAAAAACGCAAAUAUGGCAAAAACGCACAUAUGGCAAAAACGCAAAUAUGGCAAAAACGCAAAUAUGGCAAAAACGCAAAUAUGGGGAAAAACGCAAAUAUGGGGAAAAACGCAAAUAUGGGGAAAAACGCAAAUAUGGGAAAAAACGCAAAUAUGGGAAAAACGCAAAUAUGGGAAAAACGCAAAUAUGGGACAAACGCAAAUAUGGGAAAAACGCAAAUAUGGCAAAGACGCAAAUAUGGCAAAGACGCAAAUAUGGCAAAGACGCAAAUAUGGCAAAGACGCAAAUAUGGCAAAGACGCAAAUAUGGCAAAGACGCAAAUAAGGCAAAGACACAAAUAUGGGAAAGACACAAAUAUGGGAAAGACAAAUAUGGGAAAUACACAAAAAUGGGAAAUACGCAUAUAAGGCAAAAACGGAAAUAUGGGAAAAACGGAAAUAUGGGAAAAACGGAAAUAUGUUAA
Messenger RNA from Schistocerca cancellata (South American locust), 534 nucleotides. RefSeq lists its product as uncharacterized. The record is from RefSeq and is a predicted model, not a curated record. NCBI's taxonomy places the organism in Eukaryota, Metazoa, Arthropoda, Insecta, Orthoptera, Acrididae. The coding region runs from base 1 to 534 and encodes 177 amino acids. The transcript has a single exon.